AGAGGCCCUGCAAUCAUUUUCUACAUUCGAAAAACGGGUCUACUUUUAGGGAGAUAAUUUUCGUUUCAUUAUUAUUCCGCGUGCCAUAUUUCGUGAGAUACCGUACUGUCAUGUAGUGUAUCGGCAAUUGGGUACUUUGAUAAUUCUUUCUUUAAUUAUAAUUUGUAUUGUUAUUAUUAAUGUGCUAGGCUGACCUAAAUAUAAUUUUGGGAAAAUUGGUCCGAUAUGUCGAUGUUUUUUUCGUGAUAUAUCGAAGCCGAUAUUGAUAUUUUUUAAAAUAUCGAUGUAUCUAUAUUUUUUUCAACUUUCGACAUCCCUAAAACAUAUAGAUAGUCAUACUACGAAAAAUGCGAGUAACGAAAUUUAUUUGUGUGUAACGUUUCGUUACUCGGUACUAGAUGGCGCACCCGUUACUCAGUACCGAAUACAUACGGUUUGCUACAGCUCUAAAAAAAAGUUUAAAGGAGUUUUUGGCGGGAUUUCAUCGAGUGUGGUAGGCGUCUUAUUUUAAUUAUUCUUUAAUGCGUUCAUAGUGGAUAUUGUGAAAUAAAAUUGGUGUGAUUUUGUGUUACAACUGUCUGCGUAACUGAAGAAUUAGUAGAAUCGUCAAAAUAUAUGCUAUUCCGGUCAAGUGGACGUGAGAAUUUUAUUGUAGUAUUGACUACCUCACAGAAGCUUAUCGAAAAAGCUAGCUCGAUACAUUUCGUGCCAAAUACUUCAAGAAACAUUAGAAUGCGUCACACCGACAUUCUAAUGUAAAAAGAAAAAAAGAAUAAUUUAACUUAAGACUAGGCUGUAUGGGCAUUGUUCCCCUUGCCUUCCCUGAAAAGGGAGAACUUAACCAAAAAAAAAAGUUUAGUCCUUUGCCCGUCCCAACAGGGACAAAUUAACCAAAAAAAAAAGUGUAGGGCUUUUUUGGCGGUAUUUCAUCGAGAUCGGUUGGCGUCUUAUUUUAAUUAUUCUUAAAUUCGUUCAUAGUGGAUAUUGUGAAAUAAAAUUGGUGUGGUUUUGUGUAACAACUGUCUGCGUAACUGAAGAAUUAGUGGAAUCAUUAAAAUAUACGCUAUUCCGGUCAAGUGGACGUGAGAAUUUUAUUGUAGUGUUGACUACCUCACAGAAGCUUAUCGAAAAAGCCAACUCGAUACAUUUCGUGCCAAACACUCCAAGAAACAUUAGAAUGCGUCACACCGACAUUCUAAUGUAAAAACAAAAAGAAGAUAAAUUUAAUUAAAGACUAGGCUGUAUGGGCAUUGUUCCCUUUGCCUUCCCUUAAACGGGAGAACUUCAACAACAAAAAAAAGUUUAAAGGGACGAAGAAAGGAGCAAGUUUUUUGUAAAGCUAAACAAAUUUUUAUCUGCUGUUUUCUUAUUUCUUUUGUUUUUAUUGUGAUUUUAUGUGUAGUGUCUACAAUCUAUCAUAAUAUGUCUCCUAAUAAAUUGUAAACUGGACUGUAAAUAGCAGGAAUACUGAGUUUUUAGCCAAUACAUUGAAAUUCGUUAGCAAAUCGAAUCUUCACAUGAAUUGAACAUCGAACAAAAAUCAUGUCCUUCUCUUUUGGGACGCCAUCAAGUGCUCCAGCCACUGGUAUUGGCGGAGGUGGCUUCAACUUUGGCGCGGCAAAGCCAGCUACGCCCGGUUUUGGCUUAACGGCUACUUCGCAGCCGUCCACGGGACUAUUUAGUACGCCGGCGACGUCAGCGCCUACGUUCGGCACAGCGACUCCCACUUUUGGAGCUUCGUCUACUCCCGCCUUCGGAGCUACAACGACCCCUGCGUUUGGCGUCACGUCGAGCGCCCCAUCGUUCGGAGCCAACACCAGUACACCGGCUUUCGGUUCGUUGCCAAGUUUCGGAGCCAGCACAACACCUGCAUUUGGAGCCACUUCAACUGCCCCUACAUUUGGAGCAACCUCGGCUGCUCCUGCUUUUGGCACAGCUCCAGCGUUUGGGGCAACAACUACGCCAGCUUUUGGUGCAACUACUACCACCACUCCUGCAUUUGGUUCCACUGGACUGGCUGCUGGUGGCCUAAGCUUUGGAGCUGCUACUAGCACAGCAGCAACAGGAACUGGUCUGUCAUUUGGAGCUCCAGCAGCUGCAACUGCUAGCACUGGCCUCGGAGGGCUUGGUGGCAUCGGAUUUGGCACAACCACUACAGCACAAAGCUCUGGUUUAGGCCUAUUUGGUGCUAGUACUGCAACCACCACUAGCAGCAUUUUAUUUGGUAAGGCAUGGACAACCAGUGCUACUGGUACACAACCAUCGACAACUGUUACACCGAGUCUCGGCUUAGGCGGCGUGGCCCCCGCGGCGGGGACGGGUGUAGGCAAUGCCGCAGAUGUUAAGACUGAGCCACCAAAGCAGCAGAAAUUGCCAAAUGAGAUUUCUACAACCGUGGAUUCAUUCAAAGAAUUCGUCAAGAAACAGAAAUCGUUGAGUUCAGAAAUGAUGAGGGUAUCUAUCAAACCUCUACACAAGGUGUCUCAAGAGGCAGACAGUACCCUCCGCGCCUCGUUAUGGCUAAGCGGGGAAGUGAACCGCGCGCGCUCCCAGUCGCGACGGCUGCGGUCCGCCUGCGCCGCCGCGCUCAGCGCCGCCGACGCCGCGCAGCGGGACAACGCACCCGGCUUAGAGCUUGAAGGUAGCGCACCGCCCAGUUAUGUGAAGGAACUGCUAUCUGAAUUGGAACAACAUUUGAUCACGUUCCGACGGCAGAUGGAAGUGGCCGAUAAGCAGAUGCAAUCGUCGCCGAAACUUCUCACCGAACAAGAGUUGACGCUCGGCAUUCGUCGUAUGCACGAAUCGCUCGUGGCGCUCGCCGGUCGCUUGCAAGCGGUCCAUACUUUAGUGGAAGCUCAGAAGGAACAAUAUCUCAAUCUAAGGAAAUACAUACUGAAGGACCCGACCAACGUCUUCGACGAACCAUCAUCCAACAUGAGUCUGGAUCAAAUCCUGAAGGAUGCGGAGAGCUCGAGGAAAAAGGUCAAGACUGGCAACUUUAGCGACGUCAGUUUCAGCAGCGCCGUACUGACCGACCCUAGGGCCGCUUUAGGUAACAUUCAACAGUUGGCUGGACCAACACCGUUCACCUAUUUGGGGAACACUCUAUCUCCUUUUACGGGUGCUGAUGCGAGUGGUCCCGGUUGGCAACCAACGCCUCAGCCUCAGAUGAACGCUUCUCUCACUACAUCAGGAUUCACCGCUUCCGAGCCCUCAUUCCAGCUGCAGAAACCGCCCGGCAAACGCGGCAAACAAUGAUAUUGGCGAUAAAACAGCCCCACAAAGGCUGUUCUAUUAAUAAUUAAAUAAAUGUUUCUUAAACUCAAAAAAUAAGAUACACACACGCAAACACACCUAACAAACUCCUUUAGCUAUUUCAUUGAAUUUAUGAACCAAAUCGAGCAAUCAAUACUUUAUUGAGUUCUACAAUGUUUUUUUUAGAUCUUAGUAGGUACAUUGCUUUGAUCAUUGUAGACCCUGAACAGGGCACAGCAAAUAGAGAAUAGAGAACUUUAAAACAGGUCCGUACGACGGACUACCAGGCGCGGCGAGGGCUUUCACCCUUAUGUUGUCGAAGUUCCUCCCAUUCGCACCAAGCUAUUUGCUUCCGCUUUCAUUAUACGAACGGCUAGGGAGUGAGACUCCUUGCCGAGGUCUGUUUUCUCGGAUCAAUAUAAUCUGGACAUCUUCAAGGCCAGUGUGAACAGGCAUCUUCUAGGCAGGCGUGUACCAUCCUAGGCCUCAUCAUUGCUUUCCAUCAGGCGAGAUUGUGGUCAUACGCAUGGCCUAUUACACAUUUAAAAUAAAAAAAAUAACGAGGGAGCCUAACAGUAGUCGCGUAUGAUGUGUAACAUUUAAAACCUUAUAUUAGUAAAAAAAGAUAUAAAACCUACUACAAAAGGAAUAAACCAUUUGAACAUUAUGUUCUAAAAUCAAAUCAAAUAGCGCUCGCUUCCCAAUCUUCCUGUUACACACUUCCGUUCCACUUCACGUAAUCACUCCCACAAAUUGCACGAAGGCGAGAGGAAAGAUGUUACACAUCAAUUAAAGUUACCUGGAUUACUGAUUUUUUUACUGAAUAGCACAAAAAAAUAUGAAUGAGGUGGGGGGUUGAUUACCUGAGACACAGGAUCAAUCCUAGUUCAGGUUUGAACCAACCUUGUUAGGGUGAUCAAUACUUACCUGUGUUUUAGUUUUGGUAUAAAUAGCAUGUUUUCAUAUAGCCAUUAAUACCUACAUUGUGAACAUUCUGCUUAAGGUUAGAAAUAAAGUUUAUCAUUAAGAGUACUCACACCAAUUAGCCAGCCCCAAUGUAAGCGCUGUAGGUUUGUGUUGUUAUGUGUUAUAUACUAGGGUAACGGAUAGAAUACAUAUAUGUUGAUAAGGAAAUACAAAAUAAACAUACAUGACUCCAGUACAAAUGCUCGUAUUCAUCACAUAAACAUUUGCCCCCACCGGGAUUCGAACCCGGGAUCUCUCGAGUAGGCGACACCUUGAUACCCGGCGUACAAACCACUGGGUCACGGAGGUCGUCCAUACAUAAUAAAGCACAAUGUUUAACACGGAAAACAAUAAUAUUUUCUAUAAAGGUUAUGUAAUAUGGUAUAUUACCAAUAAAGGACUAAAGGAAGUGUUUUAAAAGGCAAACGAUUAUUUUGACGGUUGAACGGCCUAAUUAUACUCUAUUUGAGACAAAAGGUGAACAAAUAAACCAUUUGUUUCUAAUUUUUUUUAUUGUUUACAAAAUUUCACAUUUCAACGUUAUAACAAACUUUUCGAUUUAGUAGUAUUAUAAUGCCUUUGACGACCUCUGUGGCCGAGUGGUUUGUACGCCGGGUUUCACGGUAUCGCCGACUCGAAAGGUCCCAGGUUCGAAUCCCGGUGGGGGCAGAUGUUUGUGUGAUGAAUACAAGCAUUUGUACUCCAGUCAUGGAUGUUUAUUAUGUAUUUCUAUAUAAAUAUACUUAUAUAUGUACAGUAUAUGUAUUCUAUCCGUUACCCUAGCAUCCCAUAACACAAGCCUUACAGUGCUUAUUUUGGGGCUCCGCUAAUUGGUGUGUGUAUAAAAAAAUGCGUUCAAAGUUUGACUUUAGCUACAGUUUUAGGUCUUGUUAAUGUCACUUUGUUUUAUUAUGCAUUUUAAGCGUAUAAAAUUCGCCCUAUUGAAAAACCUUUUUAUGGUUCAUUUAUCUUUUGUCUCGAAGGAAGUUGUUGUUGCUGAGUAUAAAAUAAAACCGGUUUGAUGUCGUAUAUUAAUACAAAGGACUGUGGCGAAACUAUUUAUUCCAAUUUCGUCACGCCAUAACUUGAGAACGAACUUUAUAUUCUGGAGAACGUCUGCUAAGUUAAUUAAAUAAUAAAUGCGGUUAGGAACAAAAAGUGUCAUUUACAUAUGUUGCUCCAUUUGGUUUUUUUUAUUUUAAUCGGUUCAAAAUAUUAAAUUCUAUCUGUAACUCCCAAGAUUUUGUUCAAAAAUUUGACUAGUUUUUAUAGAAAAAUCGAUCUGAACUGCUGCUUCCGGAACAAAAAGUUACAUUUUUAUUCAAUCAGAGUGAUUAUUAAGACUUGAAUUCAAAAAGUGACAUAUUCUUAAGAAAUACGUUUGAAGACACUUUAGUCGGUUCAAACUGGGAACCUGAUUGUGGAGAAUUACAUGUAUAAGAAAUAAAAAUGUUUUGUUUGAAUCCAUUUUUAUUUUCAUACUGAAUGUUUCAUAAGGUAUCAUUUUUUAAACAGUAAGUUUGAAAAGGUGACAUUUUACAAAAUUAUUGAGUCAAAUAGUGACAUUAACAAGCUAUUGGAUCAAAGGGUGUCAUUUAAUAUGUAUUUUGUUAUUUUUUUCCUAGAUUCAAAACCAGCAUGGUGGUAACCUUAUAAUACAUUAAAUUUUAUACAAUAAAUAUAUAAAAAAAUAUAUAAAUUAUUAGAACAACAUAGAUAUUCAUUUUCUCAAUUUACUCAAAAAGUCAAAAAUUGUAAAUAACACUUUUUGUUCCUAACCUCCUCAAAUGUGAAAGUUUGUAUGUUUGAUGCCGGCAUUGUACAUAGCUAUUCGUGUUUGCUAUUUGUCUAUUCGGAGUGAUAAGUAGAGGCUGUUGUCAUGUUUACAAAUACAAAUAACCAUGUGAAGUCCCGGAAUGAUCCAUACUCAUUUCACACAAAAACGACUUCACGGAUUUGGAUAAAAUUUGGCACACAAAUAAUUUAUUAACUGAAUUGAUUACUUUGGAUAUUUUUUAUCCCGGAUAAAUAAUAGGGUCAUGUGGGGUUCUCAAAACUAUAGUCGGACAGAAGAUCGUAUAUUAUAAAUGUGAAAGUUUGUAUGUUUAUAUAUACUUACAAUAUAAUACCCAAUCACCUGGAUUUGAGACAGGAUGGAUUGGUGAGACGUAUUGUUUUGUUCGAUAAGUUUGUUUAUAUCCGGAAGAAUCGAUUGAAACCGACUAUAAGUAUAUAUUAAAUCUAUUGUUUUAAACUUUCAUGGUCACUAACAUUAUAAUAAUAUAAGUUAUUUACCUAACUCGCUAAAAACAAGGUACAUGGUAACAAACCCGUAAAUAACUUGUAUUACUAUUAUAUUAUAUCUGUAGUAAUUCAUUUGAAUUACUACUACAAAAGCUCUGGUUGGUUAACAGUAUCGAAUUUCUCCAACUGACUUUGAGCUAUGUAUUUAGUUUGAUAAGUUCGAGUAUUGAAACAGAAAAUCGAAAGGGAUCUUGCCACCGCCUAAAGUAGUCUCCUGGUGAGAAUAAUAAUAAGAAUACACUCAAGUUUUCUUACGUACAAAUCACACUAAUAUUACAAAGGCAAAAGUUUGUGAGUGUGUAUCUUUGUUACUUCUUCACGUCUAAACGGUUGGAGCGAUUUUAAUAAAAUUUGGUAUGGAGUUAGCUGACAACCUGGAUAACACAUAGGCUACGUUUUACUGCGGGAAAAUAUCCCUAAUAAACCGCGGGUAACACAGCGGGGCAAAGCUAGUAAAUAUUAAGUUCAAUUAUACUUGUGUUGUUAUUGUAAAAAGUCCUCAAUUCAAUUAUCAUGUAACAUUAAAGUAUGUAUGCAUUAAACCUGUUUAUGGAUAACGAAUUGAAUGAAUGGAAGAUACAAAUGAUACAAUUAUGUUUGCAAACAGAUGUUUCAAUGGUUAAUUUGUAAUCAUAUCUUGAUUAAUUUCGUACAAUAACUUAUGGUAGACGUAAAUUUAAUAAAAUUGUUCUUGUUGUGUAACCAACCUUAUUUACCUACAAUAAAUUUAACCUGAGCCUAUAAACUAUAAAAUGCACCGAACCUGCAAAGAAUUUGAAAGUCAUCAACACAUCCAGUUAGCCAUGUGGUAGUUCGAAAAUCGUUAUAUAUACCAGACCUCUGUAGUAAAUAUGGUUUAAAUCGUGUCAUUAAAGAAAGGAAUCGCGAAUGACGACGGAAGACUAUCUGUCCCUCUCGCACAUACUGUCCUAAGUGACGAGUGAGAGAGAGAGAGAGAGAGAGUCUGGCGUCGGCAUUUUCGAUUCCUUUAUUGACACGGGUUAUAAUGGAAGUAAUCGCAUUUUAGAAUCCGGCUCAAAAGACCAACGUUAACAAACAUCUAACUUCGUCCAACGUGUAUCAGAAUAUAUCCACAAAAUAUUUUAUGUUCAAUUUCUGGAUCGUCAGAACCUAUUUAUUGUUUUUUUUUCAGUUCAGUUUUCCUUAAAUGUGGUUUCAUUUAGAUAUAGUACUUUCGCUGGUAAAUAAAUGUACUCGAUGACAUGCAUUACAAACAUAAAUUGUUAAUUUCGAUUCGAUGAUGCUGCUUAGUUGACGUUGUUCUGGCAAAAACAAAACAGUUAAAACUAAUAAACAAAUAAAUUACAUUUAACUUACUCGUAAUUAUUACUUUUUUAAAAUAAUGUUUUACAUAUUUUUGUAGCCUGUGCUUUACAAUUAAGAGAUUGUUGGCAUGGCACUGAUUUCCAAUUCUGUUGUUUUUCUUUUAAUGUAUUUAUAUUUUAAAAGUAAGGGUAAUAAUCAUUUUUCAAAAAGUCGUUCGUAUCUUCUUAUGAUAGGCUCUAAACUGGGAACAACUAUUGAUAAGAUUUUCCUUCAAAUUUGGGACUGGCCUUUGUUCUAAAGUGAUUGUUGGCAUGGCACUGAUUUCCAAUUCUGUUGUUUUUCUUUUAAUGUAUUUGUAUUUUAAAAGUAAAGGGUAAUAACCAUUUUUCAAAAAGUUGUUCGUAUCUUCUUAUGAUAGGCUCUAAACUGGGAACAACUAUUGAUAAGAUUUUCCUUAAAAUUUGGGACUGGCCUUUGUUCUAAAGAGAUUGUUGGCAUGGCACUGACUUCUAAUUCUGUUGUUUUUCUUUUAAUGUAUUUGUAUUUUAAAAGUAUUGGGUAAUAAUCAUUUUUCAAAAAGUUGUUCGUAUCUUCUUAUGAUAGGCUCUAAACUGGGAACAACUAUUGAUAAGAUUUUCCUUCAAAUUUGGGACUGGCUUUUGUUCUAAAGAGACUUUGCAUGGCACUGACUUCCAAUUUUGUUGUUUUUCUUUUGAUGUAUUUGUAUUGUAAAAGUAAAGGGUAAUAAUCAUUUUUCAAACAAUUGUUGUGGGUUUUCAAAAAGUUGCUCGUAUCUUCUUUCGAUUGACCAGGGUCGGACUGGACCGGAAGGGCCCGGGUGGCUGAUCACAAUCCCGGGGCCCGAGACUAGACCAUGGUGAUGGGAUACUAUCGAAAAAUACUGAGAUACACAAAUUGAGAUAAACAAACUAUAAAAAAUUUAUUACUAUACUAAAAUACAAUACAAUAGUAAGUAGGUAUUUACUUAGAACAAAUUAUAUAAAGCUAGCCAAUCAACAUUUUUUUUAAAAGAGGAGAACUUUCAGCUAAGCAGUUAAUGACUCGAUCGUAAAAGCUGUUGUUUUCGUCAUCCUUGAUUAGAUCCGAUUCUGUAUUUAAUAUAAUCAACGAAUCCAACAGUUCUUGCCCCAGUAAAGAACGAAGUCUCGUUUUAAUGCGCUUCAAUGCUGAAAAUCGUCUCUCACAAGUCACUUGCGUGAAUGAAAUUGUGAGAAUUACACAAUAUGCAACAUAUAAGGUGGUGUACGUGCUGAUAUGCAUAUUAUACUGUGAUAAAAGUUUACAUGCACAUGGUAUGCAACUUUGACAGACGUCCAAACCACUUCUGGAAAAACACAUGGCGUCCUUUGCUGCCUGGUCUAUGUCUAAAACAUCUUCGUCGCUUUGUGAAUCUGAAUCUUGCUUAUGCUGCCUAGGAGAAAUGUGCUCAUCCCAAAGAGUUUUAGACAGUUCACUAAACUUAUUUGCAAAAGAUUCCAGUUCUUUUGACAGCAACUCUCGAUCGACAUUUGCAAUUGAUGCGAUAGACUUUAGCGCGUCAUUAGGAAUUCCAUUUUCUUUGAUUUUAUUGAAGUUUUUCGGGUCCAAACAAGCGGCAUCUUUCAUUAAAUCUUCGUUGCACAUGAAUUUUUCGUUUAUUUUAACUAAAGCUGUAUUAAUAAUGACUUUGUAGACAGAAAUAGAAUAAAAUCUCUUUGGGUCUGUAGCCAAUAAUGCUACUUCAUCUUCACAUAACUGCUCAUGUUUCUUCGGUUUUUUAGAAAUUCUUCGUAACGGUAACGUGGUUUGUACGUCGAGAUCAAUGUUUUCAGCGUGCAUCAAGUCUUGAACAUCGGAUGCAAAUAAACUUGCAGCUUUGAAAACAUCAUCAAAAGUAUCUAAAUGUCUUCGUAAAUCCAUGUCUAAACAUUUGAUGAAUCCCCAAGCUUUAAGAUAAUCCAAUGUAGGGGUUUGGAGAUAUUGGCUUACUGGGGUUGAUAGGUCAAAUAUUUUCUUGAACGUGAAGGCUGUCAGGAUAGUUUCGAAUUUCAAAAAAGAAUCCAUCAAAGCUUUUGCUUGGAACGAAACCUUUGGCUCGAACUCCGUGCUUGAAGAUAUGGCACUUAAAGUUUUUAUUAACGCCACAUAUCGAGUUUUCUCCAUAACAGUGGUCAAGGCUUUGUCUUUAGCCCACCAUCUUGUUUUUCCGAUAUUCUGUAAUCGUCUCAAUUUGUCUUGUCCAGCUGUUAAUUCUGAAAUUUUCUCCACCCAUAGAGAUGUGCGCUUAAAUGAUUCAUGAAUAAAUACACUGGUAGACUCCAAGAGCCCAAACAAAUUCUUGGCUUCAGUACAGCUUGACGUCGCGCCUCCCAGCACUAAAUUUAAAACAUGUGCAUAACAAUGUGUGAAAAUUAAUUUUGGCACUUCUUCCUUCAGUUUUGCUUGAAGACCAUUAUACCUUCCCGCCAUAUUUCCGGCGCCAUCAAAUGACACGCUAAUAAUAUCUUGCAAAUUUAAGCCUAACUGGGCUAGUUCAUUGCUUACAAGAGCUCGGUAAUCUUCUCCUGUUGAUUUCCGGACAGGGACCAUGCUGAGCAUCCGCUCUUGUGGGAUCCCACUCUUAACAUAGCGCACGCAAAUUGCAGCCUGGUCAACAACGCCAACAUCCUGGCAAGAAUCCACAUUAAGGCUAAAAGAUUUCGCCGCCUGGAUUUCUUUAACGAUUUCUAGUUUAACUUGACGUGCACAUAUAUUUAUUAAUUUAUUUAUAGUGGUUUUUGAUAAAAAGGUAACAAGCCCACCUCGACCCUUACCUUUUCCUGAGUCUUUUCUUUUUUUACUUUCAGUAAUUGCCUCGGACAUGUGCGCCUUAAGAACUGGAUCAUACUUCGACAAUAGGACAACUAAAUUUAAAAAGUUUCCGUGAUUCUGGUUGUCGUCUGCGAUAUCCGCUAACGAGUACAAGGCCUCACUUUUUCCACGAUAAGCAAUGCCUUGUUUAGAUAUAAAUAGUAUUAUAUCAAUUAUUCUUUUCAGGACCAGACGCCUAUUGGAAAUCUCUUGCAUAUUCUUUAGCGUGAGAUGUUGUUCCACAUUUCCUCUUUUUUUUGCUGUAAGCAAGGCAACUACGGCUAACUGAUGACUGUGGCUUUCCUCGUGUUUGACAAGUUGUUCAUAAAUAUGUUUUUUGGAUGGAGUAACGCCAUCAAUAAAUGGACUUCUUCCUCCUCCUUCUUCUUUCUUGGCGUCAGACGCAAAACACAUGCAGGUGGUACAAAAUAGCUUGUUUAAUUCAAGAGAAUAAGAGACAGAUUCUCGUCGAAUUAAAGUUCCUGUUGGUAAUUUUCGGUAGUAAACCCGAUUUGCAUCGAAAGGCAAACUAGAUUAGAAUUAUAACACCCAGAAGCCGUCUCUGCGCCCUGCAAUCACAUCCAGUCAAAUCACACCACCAUCCACCGUGGUGUGAUACGCUCGACAGCCCCGUAGUGUCAAAAGUCAACCGACCCCGUGCGCAUAUCAUGUACAUUUUGGUUAACUAAAAACAAGUUUGUGUUAAUAAGCCUUAUUAAAACUGUACAGAAGUAUAUAUCCAUUUCCCAUAUUUUUGGGGAAAUGUCAUUUGACUGGUAACAUUAUUUUACGUUUGUGUUGCGUGCGACUACCAAGCAAAACGAUGUGUGCGUUUUAUGCCUCAAAUUUUACGCAGCGGCCAGUAGUAAGGCUAUCCUUCUGGAAGCCAAUUCUCAGUCAAAUAGAGAUAGAAAUAUGCUCAUGUCGAAAAAAAAUGGCCGAUGUCGUGUGUUCCCCAUACAAUUUCAUCCGACAUUCCUCAAUUUUUUCGGCAUAUUUCUAUCUCUAUUUGACUAAGAAUUGGCCUCCUAGGCGUUAUAAUUCUAUGUAAAGAAGGAAUUAAAAAGCGAAACUACAGGUAAAACUAGCUAACAAAUAUGUAAAGAUUUGUUAAAUUAGAAAAAAAAAACUGUAUUAAAUUAAAUCUAUUUAGUGUAGACUGGGUACGGUUGUAACAAUUUUUAUUUGAUCACCCUCAGUACACUCACUAUGGGUAUGAACACCAAUUGAAGCAUUUCAGAUGAAAGCCUAGUCAUUAACCUUUACACUGAUAUCAAAACCAGAGGCGCAAGUAAUUUAGUUUGACAGAUAUGAGUAGUUUUGUAAACUGUGUACCGCUGUUACAAUCGACCCCAUGCCAGGGGCGGUUGUAACAGUGCUGGGGGAUAGUUGUAACAUCCAGAAAUAAUAAACAAUGUAUGUGUUCAAAUCAGUUUUAUUAUUACUUUGCGUUUUUAACAAAUAAUUAUUAUAAAUUUUAACAAAACAAUUAAAAUAAUAUUAACAAAACUUUAGCCACAUGUUACUUUAGUUAGUCUUUUUAUUUAUUUUACUAGUUCAACUUAUAUUAAUCAACAAAAAUAAUGUUUCUUUUAUAGUCUCUUAAUCAAAAUGACCAAACACAAAUAUUUAUUAAGUAACGAAUAAUAAUCAAUAAUCAACAAGAUCUUAUUCUAAACAAAAAAAUAUUAUAAUUAAUCAGACUCGCUGCAAUUAUGGCAAACAUAAUAUCUACUCCCUUCUGUACAAGCUUCGUGAGACCAUAAUUUACAUCCUCCUUGACAUUGUAUCCAGCUAUCUCCAGAUCGACUCGCUGAAUACGGCUCUAGACAAACAAGGCAAUAAUAUUCUUCUUCUGAUGAUGAAUCCGGUGAUGUGUUAGCCUUCCUUUUUUUCCCUUUACCUUUCCCUUUGUUUUUCUUCCCGGUGGAUGGUUCAAGUAUAUUUUUCUUCAUUUGUUUAGCUUUCAAUCGCUUUUGUCGUUCUUCAUAUUCUUUUCUUAUUGCUUCCUUCUCAGGAGUGUCUGUGUAAAUUGCAGUCUUUUUGGUUUUUCUACCUCUUGUUCCUAAUUUCCUAGCAGGAGCUUUCGGGUAGGGCCGCAAUGCUUCUGGCGAGAAAACAGAUUUUCUGCUAGUGGACGGAAUAGUUUCUGAUUCCUGCGGUAUAGUAGCAUCACGAGAAGAGGUAUUUAGUUCCACGUUCGGCAUUAUAACUUGAGACUCUUGAUUGGUUUCUACAGGAGAAGGCCUGGGCGGCGUUAUUGCCGCUUGAAUCUCAUUGACUUCAUUUUCACGCUCAGGUGGACGAGCUGUGCUGUUUGAAGAUGCUCUAUUUUCAGGCUCGAGUGGAUGUAUUAAUUCUUCAUUCAAUAAUGGCGCCUGCAAGACUAACUGUUCAAUAGAUGCUCUUCUUUCAGCCUCAACAGGAUUUACUGCGCUAGUUAAAGGCUGGUUUUCAUUUAAUAACGAAGGUGAAAGCGGCGGUGUUUCAUCAUCAGUUCCAAGUCCAAUGUUAUUUAGAUUAGAUUCGGCCACUUCCUCGGUAGCAUUUGGAUUUGGCCUGUCUGUCACGAACGAGGGUGCGAAAUCAAUAUCUUGGAAUAAUUCACGAUUGAAUGGGUAGAUCCCUGUCUUGCGAAAUCCGGCCUGAAUAUUAGCUUGAGUAAGCGCAAUUGGCAUCGCUAUUGUUAUAAUACUUGGUAUAUCAUAUAUGGUCAUAGUCUUACCUGGAUGAUUCCGCAUCCAGGCAUCACAGGCAGUAUUAAUCGCUUUUUUGAAAGGCCCAUAAACAGAGCGAUCCAGUGGCUGCAAUUUGUGGGAACAGUGGGGUGGAAAUGAUAGGAGUACUAUUCCGUUCUCUUUGCAAAAGUCUAAAGAAUGGAUGUGUAUAUGAGACGAAUGGUUAUCCAAUACCAGUAACACCUUAUGUGACAGAGAAGCGUUCGUGUGUUUUUUAAAAUGUUUAAGAAACACAACAAAUUGCUCAUCUUGCAUCCAUCCUGAAGGAUUGCCUGUACCAAUUGACCCCACUGGCCCGUCUCUGAUAAAAUGCUCCUGGUAUCUAAUCCGGGGAAAUACGAACAUUGGCGGAAUUGCAUUGCCCAAUGCGUUAGCUGCAAAUGCUAGUGUUACUAAAUUGCCUCGUUCAGCAGAGGUAAGUGCACCCACCUGCCUCGUGCCACGUCUUGCUACAACUCUGUCAGGCUUCUGUACAGUUGUAACUCCGGUUUCGUCAACAUUAUAAAUGUCCUGAGGUUCGAAGUGGUCCCUGUCCAUAACAAUUUGAAGGUUGUCAUAAAACGCAUCGACAUUAGUUCGAUUGAAACUAGUGGCUCUAGACAGCCUUGUAGCUUGUGCAGCGCGCACUGAUAGUUCUGGAUUUCUUUUCAUAAAUGAACGGAACCACUCUUCUCCAGCCAUUUCAUUUUCAAUCCAUGUGGACGGAGACUUUAAAUUAUAUUUGAUGGUAAGUUCAAACGCCAAUUUUCUUACCUCCUUUGUGGAGAGCCCAAAAUAUAUGUCAGCACAACGAAUCAAGUAUUUAGACAAUUGACGCUCCUGAUCAUCUGUGAAAACUCUGUUGUGAGCCACGUAUCCCAUUCUUACAGUUUCUUCCUGGUCUUGGUCAUCUUUAUUUGCAGCAUCCCUCUUUCGCUUAUAUCUCAAUAGAGAUACAUAGUUUAUGCCAUAUUUCUCUGCAGCUCGUCUCAAAGAAGUUCCUAUUUUGACUUCUUCAUAAGCGUUUUUGUACAACAAUAAGUCGCUUUCACCUCUUGAAGUCUUUCUUACACGUUUCCUAGGCAUCUGCAAUGAAAAAAUAUAAUAAAACUAUUGUUACAACCGUACCCACAAAAAUCGUUACAACCGUACCCACCCCACCAUUUUGGAAACAACAUAGCCACAGGGGCGUGAUAUAAUAACCUAUACUUAAAUGAACCAGCGUGUUUUAAUCACUGAAAUACAACAAUUAUGAAUUAAAAUACUCAAAUACGAUUAUUACACAAACAAUCAAAUAAUAUCGUAAAGAAAUUCAUCAAAAAUACUUACUUUUGCGCGGCUAAACACAAUAGGCUCCUCUGUACGCGUAAUGAGCGCGCGGAGUGCGACGCAACACUGAGAAACAUGUCGGGACUUGCAACCCGCGUGACCCUCCCCUUGUACCCCUUCCCGUACCGCGUAUAGUUUCUAAAAUAUUUGAGCUGUUACAAUCGUACCCCGUUACAACCGUACCCAGUCUACCCU
This is a messenger RNA of Chilo suppressalis (striped riceborer), 14903 nucleotides long. NCBI's taxonomy places the organism in Eukaryota, Metazoa, Arthropoda, Insecta, Lepidoptera, Crambidae. The record is from the annotation of a GenBank genome assembly.